AUGUCCCGCGCCUCCUUUCCCCAACUCUGUGCAGUUUGGCCACUGGAGCAUCAGUCGACCGCUGCAAGCAAUCUUCAACGUGGUGGCUUAUUCGACAGCAACAACCUUGAUCUCGACCAGCUCAUCAUUGAGCCCAAGGCCGAGACGAGCGGCGCCCUCGACGCCAUCUACAAGGUCGGUACCGUGAACUCGGCACCGCAGAAGUUAAGAACCCCGAACCCACAACGCCCGGAAGAUGCAACGCAAAGAACGCGGACCGAGAUGCCUUCUGCGAGGAUUCGCCCUGUGCUUUCUCCUUCAACUCUCUGGAAGAUACUGCGGUCUGAGGUCAUCCCCAUCAACCACCUCGCCGCUGCAGGAGACUCCCAGCGUUGUGUUUCUGUGUCCCUGUGGCAACAAUUCCCGUCACGAUAG
This is a messenger RNA of Colletotrichum gloeosporioides, 414 nucleotides long. RefSeq lists its product as uncharacterized. Bases 1 to 414 code for a protein of 137 amino acids. NCBI's taxonomy places the organism in Eukaryota, Fungi, Ascomycota, Sordariomycetes, Glomerellales, Glomerellaceae. The record is from RefSeq and is a predicted model, not a curated record. The transcript has a single exon.